CGGCGGCGGCGGCAUUGUGCGCGCACCAGCAGCCCGGCCCGGGAGGAGCAGGACGCGCCGGGGCCGCCUCCUCCCGCACGGACCCAUGAACCAGCCGGGCGGCGCGGCGGCUCCGCAGGCUGACGGAGCCAGUGCAGCCGGAAGGAAAAGCACUGCGAGCAGGGAGCGCUUGAAGCGCAGCCAGAAGGGCACCAAGGUGGAGGGCCCAGAGCCAGUGCCAGCCGAGGCCUCACUGAGUGCCGAGCAAGGAACGAUGACGGAGGUGAAGGUGAAGACGGAGCUGCCCGAUGACUACAUCCAGGAGGUGAUCUGGCAGGGCGAGGCCAAGGAGGAGAAGAAGGCGGUCAGCAAGGAUGGGACCAGCGACGUGCCUGCCGAGAUCUGCGUGGUGAUCGGCGGCGUCCGCAACCAGCAGACCCUUGAUGGAAAAGCGCCCGAAGGCAGCCCCCACGGUGGAUCUGUGCGAAGCCGGUAUUCAGGGACCUGGAUUUUUGACCAAGCAUUGAGAUAUGCAUCUGGGUCUUAUGAAUGCGGAAUCUGUGGCAAGAAGUACAAGUAUUACAACUGCUUCCAGACCCACGUGCGGGCACACCGAGACACCGAAGCCACCUCAGGGGAGGGAGCCUCCCAAAGCAACAAUUUCAGGUACACGUGUGACAUCUGCGGGAAGAAGUACAAAUACUACAGCUGUUUCCAAGAGCACCGAGACCUGCACGCAGUGGAUGUGUUUAGUGUGGAGGGGGCCCCUGAGAACCGGGCAGACCCCUUCGACCAAGGUGUCGUGGCCACUGACGAGGUGAAGGAGGAGCCCCCGGAGCCAUUCCAGAAAAUCGGGCCAAAAACUGGCAAUUACACCUGUGAAUUCUGCGGCAAACAGUACAAGUACUACACUCCCUACCAGGAGCAUGUGGCCUUACACGCCCCCAUCAGUACUGCCCCCGGGUGGGAGCCACCGGAUGAUCCAGACACGGGCUCUGAGUGUUCACAUCCAGAGGUCUCCCCGUCUCCACGCUUCGUGGCAGCGAAGACCCAGACGAACCAGUCGGGGAAAAAAGCUCCGGCCUCCGUGGUCCGAUGCGCCACCCUCUUACACCGCACCCCUCCAGCCACCCAAACCCAGACGUUCCGCACUCCAAAUUCGGGAUCUCCAGCGAGCAAGGCAACCGCAGCAGAAAGCGCUUUCAGUCGGAGAGUAGAAGGCAAAGCACAAAACCACUUUGAAGAGACGAACAGCAGUUCGCAGAACUCAAGCGAACCCUACACCUGCGGCGCCUGUGGGAUCCAGUUCCAGUUCUACAACAACCUGUUGGAGCACAUGCAGUCCCAUGCAGCUGACAAUGAAAACAACAUCGCCUCCAACCAGUCCCGAUCGCCACCUGCUGUUGUAGAAGAGAAGUGGAAACCUCAGGCCCAGAGGAAUAGCGCCAAUAACACCACUACCAGUGGUUUAACACCCAACAGCAUGAUCCCUGAAAAGGAGCGGCAGAACAUUGCAGAGCGGCUGUUGAGGGUCAUGUGCGCCGACCUGGGUGCACUGAGCGUGGUCAGUGGGAAGGAGUUCCUGAAGUUGGCCCAGACCUUAGUAGACAGUGGUGCCCGCUAUGGGGCCUUCUCAGUCACUGAAAUCCUGGGCAACUUCAACACGCUGGCACUGAAGCACCUGCCACGCAUGUACAACCAGGUGAAGGUGAAAGUGACCUGUGCCUUAGGCAGCAAUGCCUGCCUAGGCAUCGGUGUCACCUGCCACUCCCAGAGUGUCGGCCCUGACUCCUGCUACAUCCUCACAGCCUACCAGGCCGAGGGCAACCACAUCAAGAGCUAUGUGCUUGGUGUGAAGGGUGCGGACAUUCGCGACAGCGGCGACCUUGUGCACCACUGGGUGCAGAACGUGCUGUCGGAGUUCGUGAUGUCGGAGAUCAGGACAGUGUACGUGACGGAUUGCCGGGUGAGCACGUCCGCCUUCUCCAAGGCCGGCAUGUGCCUUCGCUGCUCAGCCUGUGCCUUGAACUCGGUGGUGCAGAGCGUGCUGAGCAAGCGGACGCUGCAGGCCCGCAGCAUGCACGAGGUAAUCGAGCUGCUCAACGUGUGUGAGGACCUGGCGGGCUCCACGGGCCUGGCCAAGGAGACCUUCGGGUCGCUGGAGGAGACGUCGCCACCGCCCUGCUGGAACUCGGUGACGGACUCACUGUUGCUGGUGCAUGAGCGCUACGAGCAGAUCUGCGAGUUCUACAGCCGGGCCAAGAAGAUGAACCUCAUCCAGAGCCUCAACAAGCACCUACUCAGCAACCUGGCGGCCAUCCUGACGCCGGUGAAGCAGGCAGUCAUCGAGCUGAGCAACGAGAGCCAGCCCACCCUGCAGCUGGUGCUGCCCACCUACGUCAGGCUGGAGAAGCUGUUCACGGCCAAGGCCAACGACGCAGGCACCGUCAGCAAGCUCUGCCACCUCUUCCUGGAGGCGCUCAAGGAGAACUUCAAGGUGCACCCGGCCCACAAGGUGGCCAUGAUCCUGGACCCGCAGCAGAAGCUGCGGCCUGUGCCACCCUACCAGCACGAGGAGAUCAUUGGCAAGGUCUGCGAGCUCAUCAACGAGGUGAAGGAGUCCUGGGCCGAGGAGGCCGACUUCGAGCCCGCUGCCAAGAAGCCCCGCUCUGCCGCUGGCGAGAACCCCGCAGCUCAGGAAGAUGAUCGGCUGGGCAAAAAUGAAGUGUACGAUUACCUGCAGGAGCCCCUCUUCCAGGCUACCCCUGAUCUCUUCCAGUACUGGUCGUGCGUUACCCAAAAGCACACAAAACUCGCCAAGCUCGCCUUCUGGCUCCUGGCGGUUCCGGCCGUGGGUGCCAGAAGCGGGUGUGUAAAUAUGUGUGAACAAGCGCUUCUAAUCAAACGGAGGCGGCUGCUCAGUCCAGAAGAUAUGAAUAAACUCAUGUUUCUGAAAUCCAACAUGCUUUAAGACUUGGCUUCGGGGAAAAAAAAAAAAGAAAAAGAGAAGAUAACAUUAGAAAAAAACCACACAACACUGUCACAAACAAAGAAAAGGAAUUUAAGUUCUAAACACUGUGGACCUCAUUAUAAAUGCCCCCUGGAAUCUUAAGUGCUUUUUUUUAAUAUGUGUGUGUGUGCGUGUGUGUACACAGCCACACGUGUGUGCACAUGUCUGAACACAUGUGCUGUGGUUGUGGGGGUGUGGGGGGUCUCUGUGCUCAUCUCCAUGGCCAGAGAAACUUCGCACACACACGCGCGCACACACACACACACACACACGACCCUGGUGCGUGCUGGUGCGUGUACACACGCCUGUGCUUGGACGGGUGUGCAUUGAACUGGGCGUGUCAGGAAAGCUGAGCGAUUGGGAAAGAGGGAGAUGUUUCACCUCCUUUUCUCAGUAAGGGGGCUUUAGAAGACUCCGCUUUCAGGUGUGCAGAUUGGCAGAAAGCUGAUGUUGUGAAAUGUUCAGGCAGCUGAGAUCUGAAGUGACUUGACGCUCUCUGUCCUUCACCCCGGUCCUCCUUUUCCCGCCUUGACCCUCUUCCAGCCCUCUCACCCUCCUGAUCCCAUUGUGCGCCCGCCCCCACACACCCUCGGCUGCUCUGCUGUGGACUCUCCACACUGCAUCAGAUGGACGGUUUCUGCACUGGACUUUGUUUCUCGUUCACCUUCAGGGCAUUGAGCUGCUGCCUUUGAGAUACCCCUUGGGUGUCCUGGGGCAGCCGCCUUAGAAACACACCUAUCUAUCUCCCCAAAUCAGGAAAGGAGACUUAAAGAGUAUAAAGCUGACAUUUUGCUUUUUAAUAUAAGAGAGGAGAGAAAGACAUUUUUCAGAGAAGUAUAGAUACUGUCUCCACUCCCUAAUAAUUUCUCUCCCGAACAUUUUAGCAAUUUUACCUUGUUUGGGGGUUCAUUUUGUUUCUUCAGAUUUGAUUUAGACUCUGCUCAGAGGCACUGAAUGUCUAUAACUUAUGUUUUGGAGUUUUGUUUUUUUACUUGCCCCUUUUGUUCCUCAAGUCACACUGUAAACUAGCUCAUCUCAGUGGUAUACUCAGUAUCCUACGGUCUUUCUUGGCCUUCCCUGUACAGUUCAGUUUUCACAUAUUCGAAUGGCCAAGAUCAGGUUCUUGGCUGUGCUAUUUGGAGACCAGGGGUUGGGGAGGAGUCACGGGUUCCACAGCUGCAGGGUUUGGUGGCUGUAGGGGAAGCAGUGGUUUGGGAGUUCUGAAUGUAAGCGCCAGAGCUGCCCUCCUGGUCCGCUGUGCGUGGUACCCAGUGUCCAUCACACUACUCACCCCCUCCCCGACCCUGGCAGUCCACAGCGACUCCGAAGUCAGCCUAUAGUCACAUCCACCACACCUGAGACCUGCCACAGCCUCUCCUCACUUCCCAGGACCCUGAGGCUUCCAGGAGCUCUGCUGCCACAGCCCUCGGGGUCCUCACUCACACCUCCGACUUCCAGGACGGCAGUGAGCAUGGUGCGUUGUGGCCCCAGCAGUUGAUGUUCCGAGGGUGGGAUGGUGUUUGGCCAUGUUCGACUCGAUGCUGUGAAAGAUGUCUUCAGGCUUUUCUCUCCUGUUCCCCCAGCUGUGAGCAAAUUAGGUUCUACACACACAGUUCAGAUGCCAAGGGUGACACCCCAUUCCCUUCACAAGAGGUGGUUCUGUCACAAAUCAGCGCUCCACCCCCACCACACCUCUCAGUGAAUAAAGUGCUGGUGGUCUCACUCCCCUGGCCACCCUUAGCCAUGGGAUGGGGUGGUUACACUAAGGCUUCAGGCUGAGAAUGGCCAUCAUGACGGGAGGCUGUUCGCAAAGGCACCUUCUGUCAUCCUGGGGUUGGCUAAGUCAACUCUACCCCUUCCCAAUAAUAAAGCAUUACUCAACUGUGAGAUACCUCGACUACAAAAAGCACUGUACCACAGCCCUCUCCCCCUAGGUCCAUGACGGGAGCAGGGAGUAAAGUUGAUUGCAAACCUCAUGAAGGCUUUAGGAUCAUGGACCUGGGACAUCGUGUUUGGGAGCCGAGCCUGCACACUUUGCCUCAUGAGAACUCGCCCAGCUCUCCCCUUGAGUCUUGGACACACUGAAAUGGAUCAAAGUGGGCCAUUUCCACAUUUGCUCCAGCAAACCGUGGUCUCAGGAACUACCAUGCCAUUUCCUCUCCUGGAGAAGUUCUAGGUAUUUCCUCCACAACAUUUCCAACUGAGGGACCGAGCCCACUUAUCAGAGAAGAGCCGCCAUCCACACUGGAGCAGGAACGGGGAGAAAUCCAGACAGGAGCCUCAUGUCACUUCCUAGGGAAUAUGGAAAGAAACAUCAGCAUACUUCUCAGUUGGGCCUUUGGAGGCAUUCUGGAAGGUGGCCUCAGCAUCACUGAUGAUUGACAGAUGCCUACAGCAAAAGGUCCCUCUAGCGUUGCUUGACUGCUGGGGAAGGGACAGUGACUGGCACUUUGACCCACACCAGGAUAGGAGCUGCCUACUUUGUGUGGUAGGUGAGAGCGGAGUCUGGGAGCCCAUCCUCCCUCUACUUGGAGCAAAGUUGUGCUGGUGAUGCCCCAUUAUUGGGCCAGUUGAUUAGAAAAUAGGCAUUUCACUUUCUUGGAAAGCCAUCGGACUAAGCCCAGAUGUGCAUUUAGAGCACUCAGCAUUCUCCUCUUUGAAGCAUGGGAUGUGUGUCCUCCAGGAAGAGAUUUGAUCAUAGGUUACCUCCCUUUCCCUUCUUUUCCACCUGAAUUCAAUACUUAGGGGUUGGCUUGCUUCUGCAGGUUUGAUGUGAAUGCCACUAGGUACUCAGAAAGCUGUCCUCUGGGGCUGCCUUGUCCAGUCAGAUAACAAGAUAGUAGAUGAUCAUUUCUUGCAACCUCUGGUUCCCUCUGGAAACUGGUGUCACCAACAGGAAAGGCUGUACCAAGGUGCCCUCUUCUCAGACAGGCUGUUCUCAGAGUGCAAAUCCUGCUGCAACUAACAGCUUAAUAAAACCCAAAGAUCUCACAAGUCCAGCUACUGGCCCCUUUAUCUCCAACAAUAUCCACCUCACCAAAUUCUAGUUCAGCCAAAGGAUUGAGACAGGCUCUUCCAGUUCAUCUGGUGUCCAGCCUGACCUUCACAUCUGGAAGGAUUUUGUCAUCUGCCUCCCCGUUCUGGGGCCACUGUAGGUCUUUCCAUCACAAGCCUUUGGGGGAUCUGGGACCAGGAAUUUGGGCCGUUUCUACCAUAUUCUCACAGCCUAAGGUGGUGGCCUGCUGAUGUGGAGACAACUAGCCUUGAGCCAUGUGGUCCCCAGGACAGAAAUGGCCUUUGUUUUGACAUACAUGGACCCAAGAGGGGAGGUGAAGAAAACACACCUCCACCUGGCAAGUUUUUCUCCCUCAUCUGAGGUCAGUUUGCUUCAGCAACAAAGCCCAAGCCAAGAACCGCAGCGUUGAGGGUGGUCCCUCAGAGUGGAGUAGCCUGAGGAAUCUCAGGUCCACCAAGAGCAGUGGUACCAUCCGGGCCGUGGGUGGAUGCCCUUGUUCUGGCACAGUUCUCCACUUCCCGAUGCCUGGCUCAGCCAGCCAGGCCUCCCUCUAAUGGCAUUUAGUAACCAGGAAACAAAACGCAUGCCACCUGAGCAGAACUGCCUGCACUGCGUCUCUGGGUGUUCGCCGCACAGAGGCCACCUGCUGCAUCACCAGCGAUGAAGCUUUGCCACCAUCCUGCUUGGCAGCUUCACACUUGACAUCUGGGGAUUGGUUUUUGGCUGGAAAAAGGGUACCAGGGUUUCCUGGCAAGGACAGGAGGGCAGUGCAGUGACACAGAUGAGAAGCUGUGAGUCUCCAGGAUUCAAGGAAGCCACCAGGUGUGUAGGCUGGGAAGAGACAUCUCUUUCAGUUUCACCUUUAUCUCCUGCACUUUAAAGAAACACCAGAGAAAAAAUCUACAAGGCGUGUUUCCACUGAAGCUGAACCUCUGCCUUUAGGAGUCCCCUGUUUUUGAACAAGGCCACCUGCUUCCCCUGGACUUGAGCUGGACUCCUUGAAGAGGAGGCUUCUGGAGAGACGUUAGGAAUAGCACAUGCUCUCCAGGGGCCACAGGGUCAUCGGGAAGAUUUGAAAUGAAGAUGGGAUGUGGCUGGAGCAGGCUGUAAGAUGGCUCCAUUGGGGACACUCCCCUCAUCUUGUCAUCAUGAUGGAUAUGCUGGAAGAGGAGGUGUCUCAGUGAGCCGCCCCAAGUUCAUAGCUUUGCCUUCGCCUUGGCAACAGCGGCAAUGCCUCUAUCUCUGGGAUGCAUCUUAAGGAGGGCUCCUAACAAGGCCGAUGAUUUAGACAGAACAAGAGACUAAGGAAGGUCCAGCCAUCCCCUGGAGCCAGUAGGUGGGAGCUCCUGUCCCCGCCAGCCCUGCUCCGGCCCCCGUGUCCAGCUGGGCCAGUGGAAGAACUGGGAAGGAGGCAGCCCCUCCCUUUCACUGUGGCUAAUGUUUGCUAGGCCAGUUAUGGUGAACCAAUGAUACAGUGUUUUCCCUCUUAACGUUCCCCUCCUGGUUUUGCCUUUUCAGGGUUUUCUGGGGGAGUUUGUUGUAGUAGUUGUUUUUCCUCCUCUCUCAUUUGGGUUUGAGGAUUGUGGUCGGGGGAGCCCUGGCUUUCACCAAAGGAGCCCGGUGGUUUCUGUGGAAGAGGCGCCCACUCCCACUUUAAUGAGGGUGAAGAUUGUCGGUCACUGUUUGACAUAUUCAUGCCCCGCCCCUCCCCCCGCCCCGCCCACCACGGGUGUCGCUUUAAAGAGUCAAUUCUUGUACAGAGAAGGAUUUGCUAGGUUUGCAUUUGGGCGUUAGCAUCACGGCCCACGAGGGCCCUGCCCAACCGUGCGUUCCGUGGGGCACCUUGACUCUUCAAACCAAAAUUCCUUAAAGGGGCACAGCCCAGCCUUGUCCGCAACCUCAGGGGCCUGGGAUUCCUGUGGCGCUUCCUGAAUUCCAGGUUGGCACAGAUGAGGAGGUCUGAGACCAGCCGGAAGGAGGGGCUCCUCCCACAACCCAGGUGCCAGCUGGUCUCCGCCUAGGACCUUCCCUCCCGCCCAGCCAGGGUGGGCGGCAUCCCACGCGGUGAAACGAGCUCGUGGACUGACCGGGGGCUGGGCCUUGCCAGCCAGGAGAGAGCGAGGGCCGCAUGGUGGGGCUGGCCCAGGCAGCUCGUCCAGGGCCAUUCAGAUCCCAAGCAUCAGGAAAUCAUUUUGUACAACCACCCGAAGCAGAGAUAUUUUUUAAGAAGCGUAAAUUAUUUUCAGUUGUUUUCUGAUCCUACCUUUUUCUUUUCCCCACAACUUCACGCCAGUGAUUCGUUCACAUCAGGUAAAUUUUGAGAAAGCCUUGGUGCCCUCCUCCCCACCCCCCACUCAGUAACCACGUGCGUGCACCCCCGAAUCCUUUCUCAGUAGUUAAGACGUUCUAGGCAAUACCAUAGACACAUCUAACUGUGUCUCUCUCUUCGAGUGCAAGAAACUCAAGUCAUCUUAAAAAAAAAAAAUACAAAAAAAAUUUACAAAAAAACAAACACAAAAAAAAUAUCUUUUUUAGGCCAGAGUUUUCUACAGGUAUUAAUGAAUAUUUUUCUUAAUCCUUAUAAGUUUUAUGUGUUUAAUAUUUCUUAAUACCGGUAGCAUUAAUUUAUACUUUUGUAGCAACACAAUAUUUUUAUAAACAGCCGGUGCUUGGCUCAAGUCUUCACGAGGGGUUUAUGCAGGGCCAUCUUGGGGACCCUGUGUACCAUGUACUGUAUUUAAAAAAAAAAAAAGUUACCUAGUGUCACACUUGCUGUGUUAAUUAACAAAAGACGUUGUGUGCGGUCUCCUGUAUCGGUGUGGAUCCAACAGCUCUCCAGGGAGUCACAUUGCAUGGGGGUUGAGUUGACGGUUCUUGCUGUGAUAUGUAAACCCCCGAGACCAAACUUGAGGGUUUAUGUAGGGUUUUCUGUUUGUCCUUUGGGUUUUUGUUUCACUUUGUUUUGGUGCCGUUUCUCCAUUUACAGCCAAAUCAGUUUCAUGAUGUUCAAAACAUUUACUGAUGUCAAAUGGAGGAAAGGAACAGAAAACAAGAUUUUUACAAAGUAAUAAAAUUUAAAACUGAGCUGUUUAACGUUGCUGUUUUUACUUGUCUGUUCUUGUCCAAAAGUGGAACAUUCCCAGGGAGAAGAGGAAGGUUCCACUCGGUUCUUUAAGUCGCCAAAAGCCCCAGCCCAGGAUUCAGUACCUCCCCUGCCCCCUGAAUUCUUGCAGCACUAUUUCCCAGUUGGUUGAUGCCAAGGCAAAAAGAUACCUUUUAACGGUUAGAGAGGAUCAGUUGCUUAAAUGAUUUCAUGUCAGUGUUGUAUUUAUGGUUUUACAAUAAAACAACCUUUAGAAAGA
Nomascus leucogenys (northern white-cheeked gibbon) is the source of this 9367-nucleotide messenger RNA. The record is from RefSeq and is a predicted model, not a curated record. Lineage: Eukaryota; Metazoa; Chordata; Mammalia; Primates; Hylobatidae.